CCGCCGCGGGGGCACCUCCAAGCUCGCCGGGGCCCGGCCGGGCAUGUGAAGAUGUCAGUGGGGUGCGCAUGCCCUGGCUGUUCCUCUAAGUCGUUCAAGCUGUACUCGCCAAAGGAGCCCCCCAACGGCAACGCCUUCCCCCCUUUCCACCCGGGCACCAUGCUGGAUCGAGAUGUGGGACCUACCCCCAUGUACCCGCCGACGUACCUGGAGCCCGGGAUAGGGAGGCACACGCCGUACGGGAACCAGACCGACUACAGGAUAUUUGAGCUGAACAAGCGGCUGCAGAACUGGACAGAGGAAUGUGACAAUCUCUGGUGGGACGCCUUCACCACGGAGUUCUUCGAGGACGACGCCAUGCUAACGAUCACCUUCUGCCUGGAGGAUGGACCAAAGAGAUACACCAUCGGCCGGACUCUGAUUCCCCGUUACUUCCGCAGCAUCUUUGAGGGGGGUGCCACAGAGCUGUACUACGUCCUCAAGCACCCCAAGGAGUCGUUCCACAACAGCUUCGUCUCGCUGGACUGCGACCAGUGCACCAUGGUGACCCAGCACGGCAAGCCCAUGUUCACGCAGGUGUGCGUGGAGGGGCGGCUCUACCUGGAGUUCAUGUUCGACGACAUGAUGAGGAUAAAGACGUGGCACUUCAGCAUCCGGCAGCAUCGAGAGCUCAUUCCCCGCAGCAUCCUCGCCAUGCAUGCCCAGGACCCCCAGAUGCUGGACCAGCUAUCCAAGAACAUCACCCGCUGCGGGCUCUCCAACUCCACCCUCAACUACCUCCGGCUCUGCGUGAUCCUAGAGCCGAUGCAGGAGCUGAUGUCGCGGCACAAGACCUACAGCCUCAGCCCCCGCGACUGCCUCAAGACCUGCCUGUUCCAGAAGUGGCAGCGGAUGGUGGCGCCGCCAGCCGAGCCGGCGCGGCAGCAGCCCAGCAAGCGCCGGAAACGGAAGAUGUCGGGGGGCAGCACCAUGAGCUCCAGCGGCGGCAACGCGAACAACAGCAACAGCAAGAAGAAGAGUCCGGCCAGCACCUUCGCCCUGUCCAGUCAGGUACCUGAUGUGAUGGUGGUGGGCGAGCCCACGCUGAUGGGGGGCGAGUUCGGGGACGAGGACGAGCGGCUCAUCACGCGGCUGGAGAACACGCAGUUCGACGCCGCCAACGGCAUCGACGACGAGGACAGCUUCAACAACUCGCCCGCGCUGGGCGCCAACAGCCCCUGGAACAGCAAGCCGCCCUCCAGCCAGGAGAGCAAGUCGGAGAACCCCACGUCGCAGGCCUCCCAGUAACGCCCGCCCGGCCCACGCCGGCCAGGCCCAGCCACCCGGACGCUUGCAAAGGAAAGGGACUGGGGAGCGGAUCGGCGCUGCUUGGUACCAGGGCAUGGGGCCCCCAGCCCUGCCAGCUGCCCUGCCCCCGCUCUCUGCACUCCUGCCUUCCCAUGGGGCCCCCUCUCCCCCGCGCAGGGCUGGGGCAUUGUACACACCCCCCCUCCCCAUGUUCCCCGGCCUGCCCUUGCCAAACGGGAGAGCCCAGCCCUGGGGGAGGGGAGUCUGCUUCCGUGGCUCCUGCCCGUUACCACCUGACCCCCUCCUUCGCUGGGGAAACCAGCAGCCGGCGAGCGCCCGAGGACCAAGGGUUGCGGUACACUGAGGCAGGGCGCGAUGGGGAGCGAAGUGAGUGCGCCGCUCCAGCCCCACAACCCACGAAGCGGCUGCUUCCCCUGUCCCCCUGCGAGCUGGUCCGGUGCAGCCUGCAGCAUCCCCUACGCGGGGUGGGUUGAUUGGGCUUUGGGGCAGGUAGCCAUUCGGGAGGCUCGUUCCUGUCGCGCCCCCCCCCCGGCCGCUGGGGAAGUGGCAGCCAGGCAGGGCCGCGUUUCUCUGCUCGCCUGGCUGGGAGAGGUUUGCCCUCGGGAGCGAGAGCGCCGGGCUGAGGUGGAGCGUUGUGUAUAUAGAAACCCGCCACGGAGACGAAUCCCCUUCAGUCUGGGGCUGGGAUGGGAGGAGGGGUCAGAGGCCGAAAUGAGAAAGCGCCCCAAGUCCACGCCUGGUUUCCUUGCUGUUCCUCUCGCUCUGUGUGCGUCGGCCUGGGCCCCGUUACGGCCCCGGGCUCCUGGCCCCCCCAACUGUUUUUUUUUUUAAAUAAUAAUAUUAAAAUUGUAAGUUUAAAAAAAAGGACCCCCCCCUCCUUCACCCUGA
Emys orbicularis (European pond turtle) is the source of this 2196-nucleotide messenger RNA. It is a transcript of the gene LDB1, whose product is annotated as LIM domain binding 1. The transcript has 11 exons. Gene Ontology annotation, molecular function: LIM domain binding. The record is from RefSeq and is a predicted model, not a curated record. The coding region runs from base 52 to 1287 and encodes 411 amino acids. Lineage: Eukaryota; Metazoa; Chordata; Testudines; Emydidae. Gene Ontology annotation, cellular component: nucleus; transcription regulator complex. Gene Ontology annotation, biological process: nervous system development; positive regulation of transcription by RNA polymerase II; negative regulation of transcription by RNA polymerase II.